Ipomoea nil (Japanese morning glory) is the source of this 2388-nucleotide messenger RNA. RefSeq names its product protein S-acyltransferase 24-like. Gene Ontology annotation, cellular component: Golgi membrane. Gene Ontology annotation, molecular function: protein binding; palmitoyltransferase activity. Bases 97 to 2019 code for a protein of 640 amino acids. NCBI's taxonomy places the organism in Eukaryota, Viridiplantae, Streptophyta, Magnoliopsida, Solanales, Convolvulaceae. The record is from RefSeq and is a predicted model, not a curated record. Gene Ontology annotation, biological process: protein palmitoylation. The transcript has 15 exons.
GUGAUCAAAUCAAAUGAUCGUCGGUUUUAUGAUCGGCUAACUGUAUCAAGCAUUGACUUGAAAUUAGUUUGAAAUGUCCAGUUUCGAAGGGUGUUGAUGGCCUCGGAGAUCGAGGUCGUUGAGGAGAUGGAAGUCAGAGAUCGGGAAGCCGCGGCUGCGAAUGACGGAGAGGCCUCGGGAGUCGCGGUGGUGGAGGAGGAGAGUUUGAAGAACGAACCGAACAAUGUCUAUACGUCGGCGGCGUAUGGAGACAUGGAGAAGCUGCAGAGAUUGGUAGAGAGCGAGGGUUGCUCAAUCUCUGAGCCCGAUGGCCUUGGCUACUAUGCUCUCCAGUGGGCUGCUCUCAACAACCGCACUGCGGCAGCUCAAUACAUCAUUCAGCAUGGUGGAGAUGUUAAUGCUGCAGAUCAUACCGGACAAACGGCAUUACACUGGACUGCAGUUCGAGGUGCAAUCCCAGUUGCAGAGAUUUUACUCCAAGCGGGUGCUCGCAUAAAUGCUAUUGAUAUGUAUGGUUAUCAGGCAACCCAUGUUGCUGCACAAUAUGGCCAUACAGAUUUUCUGUAUUGUAUUGUCACAAAGUGGAAUGCUGAUCCCGAUGUUCCAGACAAGGAUGGGAGAAGCCCUUUACACUGGGCUGCAUACAAGGCUUUUGCUGAUUGUAUACGACUUUUGUUGUUUCUGGAUGCAUAUCCGGGACGACAGGAUAAAGAGGGGUGCACUCCUCUUCACUGGGCUGCUAUCAGAGGUAACCUUGAGGCAUGCACAGUAUUAGUGCAGGCUGGGAAGAAGGAAGGCCUGAUGGUGAAAGACCAUACUGGCCUUACGCCUGCACAGCUUGCUUCUGAUAAAAAUCACCGACACGUUGCUCUUUUCCUUGGAAAUGCUAGACAGCUGUAUGACAAAAAUUGUGAUGGGAAAAGCCUACUUGGGAAAUUUUCAAAAUUAGGCCUUGCUCCAACACUUUGGUGUAUAAUCAUUCUGCUACUUGUAACUUAUAUUCAUGCCGUCAUCUUGGCUCCAAACCUUCCAAAAUUAACUGCUGCCAGUGCUUCCUGUGCAUGGUUGGGUGUUUUUAUUGCAACUUCUGCACUAGUUCUGUUUUAUAGGUGCAGCAGAAAAGAUCCAGGGUACAUUAGUAUGAGCUUACGUGAUUUGCAAAAUAUAAAAGAUGAUGAACCAUUGUUGAAGAAUGAUGUAUAUCACCCUGCUCUGCUUGCUGGGAAUUGGUCUCAGCUAUGCUCCACAUGCAAGAUUGUCCGCCCUCUUCGUGCAAAACAUUGUUCUACUUGUGAUCGUUGUGUAGAGCAGUUUGAUCAUCACUGCCCUUGGGUAUCUAAUUGCAUCGGCAAGAGAAACAAAUGGGAAUUUUUCUUGUUUCUUGUUCUUGAAAUAUUGGCUAUGCUAAUAACUGGUGGAGUCACUUUUACAAGAGUCUUGACUGAUCCAAUGGCCCCAUCUUCUUUCGUUGCAUGGUUAAACUACACUGGUACUCAACAUAUUGGUGCUAUAACGUUUAUAAUUGCCGAUGUUUUCCUCUUCUCUGCUGUUUCAGCCUUAACUGUGGUACAAGCUUCUCAGAUUUCCCGCAAUAUCACAACGAAUGAAGUGGCUAAUGCACCACGCUAUAGUUACCUCAAAGAUCAAAACGAUCAAUUCAGAAAUCCUUAUGAUCAUGGACGCAAGAAAAACUGUUCAGAUUUCUUGAUAAAUGGUUACAGUCAAGAUGUGGAGUACACAGCAGCAUCAACUCAGCCUGUGGGAAUCGGGAUGAUGCAUAUAACUACGAGUUCAACCCCACAAAAUGGUGUUGGCCAUUCCCAUCAGACCAAGGAAAGUAGCCAUGUAACUAUAGACGUGAAUAAGAGCCCAGGUAGCUAUCACAAUCAUGCUCAGUUUUCCAGUUGUAGCCAUCAUAGUACCAAAAACAAAACAGAUUCAUUUGCUGUAUCUUCUGAAUUAGGUAUUGGCCAAUUGCGAAAUGCUGCCAAAACUGCGGUUUCAUGCUUCAUAGUAUAAUACUGCGCCUUGUUUGUUGGGAAUGCCGUCCUUCAUACACACUGUUAUAUUAUGUUGUAGGGAUACAAGCUUGCAAAUGAUAAGAAUGAAUUUGAAGCUGUUUGAAUUGGCCAAUUCUUUUGCAAUUAAUUCAUCCCCCCACAUCAACAAUUAUCUUGAACAAAAGCUAUUUGAUCUGACAUUCUCCCCGAAAUAACUCUUGAUAAUGUUUCUCUUACAAAUAUGUGGGUUAUAGAAAAGUUACAGGGUACCGAAAGGCUCUGGUGCCUUUGGUACCCAGUACCAUUAUAUAGAAAAGUUACAGGGUACCAAGUACAAUUACAAACUAUUACUCAAUAAUGCACUUUUUCAUUAUGUUAUUUUAUACAC